UACUGUGUGAGCUGUGAUAGGUCACAGAUUGUCACAUGGUACAAGGCUGUUGUGAAUAGCUUUGUACCAUGUGAGCUCUGUGAUCACCUAUUCAUGUGAUUACUGAUUGGCCAAUCAGUGAUCACAUGAUCGGGACCUCACGCAGAGGUCCCGUACAGCGAUCAGUUCCCAGGGAACGCGCACCGAUCAAAAUGUCCGGCGCCAUUUAUGAACGGCAACCCGCCCCUGCACUGCCACCGUCCGGCCGUUUAUAUACAGCGGCCGGACGGGAAGUGGUUAAU
Messenger RNA from Staurois parvus, 281 nucleotides. NCBI's taxonomy places the organism in Eukaryota, Metazoa, Chordata, Amphibia, Anura, Ranidae. The record is from the annotation of a GenBank genome assembly.